Messenger RNA from Rotaria sp. Silwood2, 546 nucleotides. The record is from the annotation of a GenBank genome assembly. Lineage: Eukaryota; Metazoa; Rotifera; Eurotatoria; Philodinida; Philodinidae.
AUGGCUUUGUCAUCUGCUGAACGGUUUCGUAGAUUCAAGACUAAACUGCAGCGUGAAGGAAAUGAAUUAUUGUUAAAAGAAUUCCAAGAAAAAGAUGCUGUUCGAAAUCUUAAGAGUCACCAAUUGGUCAAACAAAAUCGAAUACGACAAGCCAAACGUCUAGUAAAGUUGGCUUCUGAAAAACUUGGUUCACAAGUAAAUCAAUUAUCUUUGUCAUCGGCUUCAACAACUGCAUCGAUCACGUGCAAAUGUGCUCAAACCUUAGCCAAGGCUGUCCACCGUGCAAAACGAGGCUUUCCAGUAAAUCCAACAAAAAAAGAAGAAAUUAUUCGGCAUUUGGCAAUGAAACAUGAAAUAACUGCAAAGCCUUUGGCAUUACCAAAAUUAAAUCAUCUUUCUGAAGUUACAAAAAGCAAUGUUAUACAAUUUUAUCAAUUAGAUGAAAUUAGCAGUGUUGCUCCUGAUAAAAAGGAUGUGAUUACCGUCAAAUCUCCUGAUGGUUCAAAAAUCAAACAUCAAAAACGAUAUCUUGUUAUGACAGUUUGA